CCCCGCCUCGCCGGCACAUAACGGGCGGGGGGCGGCUCCCGCACAGCUCCCGGGCCGGCGCCGCGCCGCGCAGCGGGAUGUAGCGCUCAGCACCGCGGAGAGCGGCGGGGCCGGGCCGGGGAGGGCCGGGCCGGGGCUGGUGGGAGGUCAUGGCCGGCGUGCAGCAGGGCGAGAAGCAGCUCUUCGAGAAGUUCUGGAGAGGCACGUUCAAAGCCGUGGCCACGCCGCGACCCGAGAGCAUCAUCGUGGCCAGCAUCACGGCCCGCAAGCCGCUGCCCAGUGGGACGCUCAGCUGCCUGCCGUACCCCGCAGAGGACAGACAUCCCGAGAAGCUGAGCGGCCGCGCAGGCAAGGAGGCCUCCAGCACCAACGGCUGUGUGAAGGGGAAGCAGAGACGAGAGCACGCGCACCGCAGGUCACGCAGCCCGUCGUGCGAUGGGGAGCAACCGCCACAGCCAGCCCGGGGGAAGAAGAAGAAGAAGAAAUCUGGGCGCAAGAAGCGAAGGAGGUCUCCCUCCUACAGCCCCUCACCUGUGAAGAAGAAGAAGAAGAAGAGCUCCAAGAAGAGAAAAAGAAACAGGUUAUCCUCAAAGAAGAGAAGACAUAGUUCUUCAAGCCCCAAAAGUAAGAGAAAGGAAGAAAGAAAACACAAAAAACACUCCCGUGGGCGCAGCCGGAAAUCCCAUCGCCACCGCCACUGCCACUCUCGCUCCGAGAGCUCCGACUCCCACUCCCCCAGCUGCCGAAGCAGGCACAGAGCCAGGUCUCGGGAGGAAAGGCGUAAAACACGGCAAAGACACUCCCGGCACCAUUCAAAGAUCACAGCAAAGCGAAGCUCCUCCGCAGAGGUUCAGGCCAGCCAAAAAGCCAGCCAAACCCUCCAGCUCUACAGCUUCCUGUCUCCUAAGGAAGUAAUCUCUCAGUCAGGGUCUUCUGCUGACCUCUUUACCAAAACAGACAGCCCGCCUGGCAACCUAGCCAGCCACAAUGGAGAGUAUCAUGAAUAUGACUCAGGAAACGAUACUUCCUCCCCUCCCUCCACUCAAACGAGCUCAUCCAGGUCAAAGGACAGCCAGGAGAAAAGAAGUCUAGUCCAUGAUGGCUUUGGCCAUGCCUUCUCGUCCGGGAAGCCCAAACUGGCCAACAGCGAUAACAGCUCUGAUUCAGGAAAUUCCUUCACCAGUUGCUUUUCCCAGACCAAGGGAACAGCUUUGGAAAAUCUGUCUCCAGAUGCCCAGGGACAAGACCGAAGAGGGUGCCUGUCCUUAUGUCUCAGCUGUUCAGAGGAGAAGAGGCGAGAUUUCCCGCCGUCCCCAAGCCGCAGCUCCUCGCUGAGGCCAUGCUCCCGCAGCGAGUCCUACACCAGCACGGGCAGGUCUUCCCCUGGCUCCAGCCGCUCCCGCUCCUCGCGCGGCAAGGCCUCUCCCAGGUACUCCCGAAGCAGGUCCCGUUCUUCAGGAAAGAGGUCUUCUUCACGUUCCCCCAGUUACUCCUCCAAAUCCUGCAAAAAAAGUCCCGGGAGCAGGAAUUCAAGGUCUCGUCGGAGCCCCAGUUACUCCCGCUACAGCCGUAGCAGAGACCGUGAGCGCGAGCACAAGUACAGCUCCAGUGACAAGGAAUCGCUCCGGGAGCGGGACCGGCAGCGACGCUCCUAUUCACCCCUGAGGAAGCGGAGGAGAGACUCUCCCAGCCACCUUGAAGCUCGGCGCAUCACGAGCGCCCGCAAGCGCCCCAUCCCCUACUACCGUCCCAGCCCCUCCUCCUCCAGCAGCGCCAGCAGCUACUCCUCCUCGUACAGCAGCUUUAGCCGCUCCCCGAGCCAGAGCCCGAGCUACUCCAGCUAUCGGACAAGCCGGAGCCGAAGCUGGAGCAGCAGCAGCACCGAGGGCAGGAGCCGCAGCCGGAGCUCGGGCCCCAGGAGCAGCCGCAGCAGGAGCAGGAGCUAUGACUCAGGAGGCAGCUCCGACAGCCUGCGUCGGUAGGGAGUGCCGCUGACGGCUCUCAGUGCUGGCGUCACCUCCGAAUUCCUGGCAUUCUCCGCUUCCUUCCCACCUACCUGGCCAUCGAUAGCAAUCAUCCCGAUACUGAUGUGGUGGCAGUGCCGGGUCCCCCUUCCCCGGUUUGGAGUAAGAGCCCUCGUGCGCCCAGUGCAGCCCCUUCACCACCUCAUGGAGUGAGUGGAUCAGUCCCAGCUCCCCAGGCCAAGGCUGGAAGAAGGGUUGGUGCUUUACAGAGGGUCUGUCACAGCAGACUUGCUCCAUCCUCCCCAUCACUGCCGCUCUCCAACGUGCUACCAGCUGGUCCAAAGGAAAGAAUUCAGCUCCUUGCUCUUCUGCCAAACCAGGAACCAGCGAAUGAUUUUCUGCUGGAGGGAGAAACCCAGUUAGGGAUGGAUUUGCUGGGAAGCUUUGGUGAUGGGUGCGGGUGAUUUGUCCCCACCAAGGCAAAUAUCAGGUCCCGUGGGUCUCUCCUCCAGAGUUUCCGCCCAUUCUGCAGCAGGCCUCUUCCAUGAGAAAAUAUGUAUUUAUUGCUGGUCAGCCAGUCCCUGCUAUAAAUAGAAGGCUAGAAACCCUCCUGGUGUAAUUCCUGGGAAAAAAAGGCUGUUCCUUCUCUUCCUCCUGCCGUUUUCUACCAGGUAUGCAUCAUCUUUCACAGGGUUGUUUCAUCCCUCACCCCACCACUGUGACUUGCUUGCAAACUGCUGAGGUCUGAAGCAGACAUGGGGCCAGUGGGGUGCAAGAGAGAGGAAUGCUGGUGCCACACUGCGCUCCGAGGGGCAGAGGGGACAGGGGACAGGGGGUUCCCUUCUCAGAGAAACCCUCUUGCAGUUUGGGAUUAGGUUUUUUUAAAGGGAGCCUUGCCCUUGGAGGGCAGUGCUGGUGGGACUGCAAGAUCUGCAGAUAGGCUGCUGUGGGGUGUCGUGAGAGCACACAGGGACCCCAAUUCCCCUUUUUCAUAACAGGCAGCAAUUCUAAGCAGUGCCAGGAGGAUUUCAGGACCUUGUUUCUCCUGCAGACCCUCAGGGUCCACUGAGGCAGGACUAGGAGAUGCACUGGCCCCAGUUUGUUGCUGGGAGGAGGGAGCAGAGCAGGGGGACACAAAGGGCCCCCCACUAAUUGCCUUGGAAUUCCAAGGAGCUGCAGGCAGCAGGAGGAGGGCCCUGCCUGCUUGGGCAGCCCUGGGCCCUGGGGUUUUGUCUCCCUGCCAGCCCAGCUCCUGCGCAAUUCCUGUGUUUUGCAGGGUAACAAAGGCUUCUCCCAGCACAGGCUGAGCUGGUGCUCAGGAGUAUUUCUCUUACAACACCUGGGUGCUUAGAGACGUUAAUUUGGGCUUAAGGCUUCCCUCCCUCCCUUUUUCCAUCCCCUCCCCUUCCAUCCUGCAUGAUCAUUAACGAGUUUGGGCUCAAUGAGUCAAGGAGGUGUGUCACUGAAGUGUCACAGAAAAGGGCUGAGGGGAGGACGAGAGGGGGCACAAAGAAAUGCAACAUCCCCCCCAGCUGCAGUUACCUACAGUCCCCCCAGCGCCGCUGGCAGCAGGUAGAGGGGCAAAGCUGCAAGCGGAGGAAGGCCAAGUGCCAUGUGGUGGAGCUGGAUGAUCACCUUAGCAAGCACAUAAAGCUGGUAUCUGUUGGAAAGUACAACAGGGUGGGGUGUGUUUCCACCUGAGAGGUACGAGGGGAAGCUUUAUGCCAGAGGUCCCUUUUUCACAGUAUCCUUCCUACCGCUGCUCCCCCUUGUCCUCUGCCUUCGAACCCCAAACCCUUCCCUUUUUCCCAAUCCCUCAUCCUCUGCCUGGGUGAUGCAGGUAAUUUGAGGAUGAGGGUGGCUGAGGCAGAGAGCUGGGCACUGCUCAGUGGCUUGGAGGGGACUUGUCCUUCUGCUGGGAGGCCACUUUCUAGGGCACAUAGAGACAAGCAUUGCUGGUGAGGCUGAGCAAAUGCUCCCAGACUUUGGCCGAGGGAUCAAAGAUGGGGUGUUCUUGCAGUGGGGUGCCACAACCUUCUGUCCUGUGCUGCCCCUGACAGCAGCCCCUUGGCCAUCUUCUGCAGUGGACUCCCUUCUCGUAAAGGGCUGAAACCUCAUGCUUCUUCCCCAAAGAGUCUCUUCCAAUGUGACACUGAGCACCCUGUCCUUCUGCUCCUGGGGAGGAUCCAAAAGCAGCGAUGAGAGCCCAGAGCCCAGAUCCACCAGUGUUUCAAGAGUAGCCUCAUCCCUCCUAAUGCAUAUGGAAGGAAGCAACAAGCCAGGAGGUCAAAAACUAGGAAAGAAGAGAAGAGGGGCUUUGUGCCGCUGGUGUAAACACCAAACACAACUCUGACUUGAGUUCCUCGUGGCUGGGGAUGGAUGAUCAAAGCACCACGUCAGGGCCAGCAGCACCCACUGACCACGGGACAGAUGACUCCAAGGGUUCUGUGGGGCUGACAGCAGCUCUCAUUCCCAUCUGGCUGAUCCAUGCUUCAAGGGCUGCCUCUGCUUGCGUGGUCCAUGGCAGAUAAACAUUCCUGGGGUUUCCCGAGCAGACUCGUGUUGGAGUAAACCUCUUAACUUAUUUAUUUAUUUAUUUAUUCUUAUGAUUCUAUUUUUAAUCGUAUGUCAGAAUGGAUGCAGGUGGUCGCUGGUACCAGUAUUUAUUUAUUCCUAUAUUUUUUUUUAAAGCAGUAAGUUAUUUUGGGAUCUGUUUGUUUGUUUGAAUGUAUCCAUGCCACUGUUCUCAUGUAAAGGUUUACAGCCCUGGUCCCUCUUGGUGAGGAGUGACAGUCACUCCUGCUGCCAACGUUUCCCUUUGACUGCGCUCUCUGGAGCGGAGUGGAGAGACAGAGGGACGCAGGGCAGAGCUGUUGGUCUGUUUUCAUGUUAAAAUCCAGGGUUUCUCAUUAGAUCUGUGAUGGAUGUGACCAUAGAAACGGGUCUAGGACCACACGGAGGUGACGGCGAGGGUCUGCUCACCGGCUGGCCAAGCACUGGGGUGUCUGCAGUGCUGCAAGGGGAAGUCUCACCCCGUCCAUGCUCAGCCCGGUCCGUGCUCGCCCGGCUGGGUGCCAGCUGGCGGCUGCUGCUGUUUGCCUUGGCUCCGCACAGCCCGAAACCGAGCGGCUCUGCAGAGGCCCCGCUGCUCCCCCUGGGAGGAUGCCGUCGCCAGGGCUCCCCUGCCCUGUUUAUCCACCCAUGGAAAAACUAAAGGAAUGAGACUGGGAGAGAGUGAGCCAGGCUGAAGGUGCUUGCAAAAUCCCAGCUGUGGUGACAGGACCCAACAGAGCCUGUGUGUGUACGUGGAUGUGCGAGUACAUGUGCAGAUGUGCAGGAGUUUCCCUCAGUGGUGGUAUUUAUUUUUCACCUUAUUUAGGAUUUGUAGUCCAACUGGAACAUCACCCUCCCUGUCAGUGGAAGCUGGGUUUCCUGUUGCUUUGCCUGAAGCCCGUGAGCUUUUCUGUCUGUGCCUUUUGCCAGCACUUGCUUAUUUUUUAAUGGUGUUUUGCUCGCUCAUUGCUUUCAUGGACUUUUGCUCCACGUCCAGCAUCUCAGCUUGCUGCUGGUGCUCUCUGCAGCGAGCAGCAUUCAGCUGGUGGAAAGGCAGCUCAGCCAUUCAGUGUUGGUGAAUAGCUGUGCCCUGCUGUUGGCCUCAUGGGGGGUGCCCUGGGCUGGCCACAGCCUCAAGGCUUCAGGAGAACAUCUCAGCCAUUUUUUGGAGGCCCUAUCUCCGAGGGUUUUGCUUUCCUCAAUCACAGGCUCUUUCCCACCCAUGAUUUUGUUUCCAUCCCAUAAGCACCCUGGUUGCCUUUCCCCGGCAGAGCACACCACAGCACCCAUCCCAAAUGUCACCCUGACCCCAGAGCCGUGCUGGAGGUUCCCCCUGCUCCUGGGACUACCUUGGCUGUGGGAUUAUCACACUGAGCGAGGCUCAUCCCACCUCUCCCAAGCCCUGCGCUGGGGCCAGGCUCUAGACAACCCAACCCAACCUCUGCAGGUUUGCUGGAAAGCAAAGAGAAGGGAUGUUUCAAAGCACUGCUGUGUUCUUUCUUUUCUUCAUGAGUUCCAGCACUCCGCUGGCCUUUGCUUUAUGUUGACUGCAGCUUUUCUCAAUGUUUUUGUUGCUUUGGGGGAUUGAAUUUGUACCAAACUUGUGUGCAACAGCCAAUCACUGUUAUUUUGCUAUGCAUUGUACAUACAUUGAACAGGCUGAGAGGACUUGGCCUCUAUUUAAUAUUUAUUUCUUCUAUUUAUUGAGCAUUCCUUAAAGAAAGCUAUUUGGGUCUUGCCAUUGGGUCCAGGAGGGUAGGGAGCUUUCGAGGUGUUGCCAUAUACGUUAGAGACAGGUUAUCAGAGAGGUGGAUACUGGUAAGUGAGGCUGCCACUUUCCAGCAUGGAGACAAAUCAGGGUCAUCUGGAGCUCAACCGCCGGUGAUUCAGAGGAACCUCACUUAGAUGAAGAUGAGCAAAACAGGGGAAAAUCCUCCAUUUUCUUGGUCCAGCUUCUGUUGACAAAUCACAACCCCUGGAAAGGUGCUGGGCACUCGGAGGCCACAGGCCUGUUGUGGUGGAGGAAUAAUCCUGCUCUUCCCCCUCCAUGCCAUGCAGGGCUGCCUGGAUCACCAGAGAUCCCUGGAGAUCUCCGAUCUCCCACCACUGGCUCUCUCCCAUCUCUUGGCUCUCAGUAGUUAAUGGGGGACUUGUCACCCUUUCACUGAUGUGGUAAAAGGGAUAGGGCUGAAGUGACUGGCCAUGGUCUCUGCCAGGCAGCAAGGAUGUCCACCCUGCCCCAUCCUGAGACCCUCAUCCUUGUGCCAUGUCCUACUUUGCCCCCUUCCACCCACAGGGCACCCAUCCUUGGGGCUAUCAGGAUGUUUGUUUGAGAAAGGGACAGAUUCAGGUGCCUGACUUUGCCCUUUAGUGUCCAGUGGGGUUUUAUUACCUCCUUACCAGAGAAUUCUCAUGACUUUUGCUGCUACCUGGAAGUUUGCACAUGACCAGGAAGGUCUCCGAAGCACUGGUGCAUCCGCUGUUGUAGCAACAGAUCCAUGGUCAAGCAUCCUGACUUUUGGGCUAUUGACCAGAGAACAACACCCAGAACCUCUCCAGCCCGGGGCAGCUCUGCCUCUGAAACCCAGGAACGAGAAGAUUUAGAACAAAAAGGUGAGAAAAGCCAUGAGGGAAACCGGUGUCUCUGUUUUCUCACCCGUUGGUCGAUUCCCAUCUGCUGAUGUGACCUCAUUGUAACACCCCCUUUGCUCUCCAUCCAAACGCAGACUGUAUUCUUUAGUCUUCCUGGGGUAUUUUCGUUGUUAGCCUGGUUAGAAAAAGGGUUCCAAUAAAGGUUCAGACAGUAUUUCCUUCUCAUCGCA
Strigops habroptila (Kakapo) is the source of this 7339-nucleotide messenger RNA. It is a transcript of the gene SRRM4, whose product is annotated as serine/arginine repetitive matrix 4. Gene Ontology annotation, cellular component: nucleus. Gene Ontology annotation, molecular function: mRNA binding. The record is from RefSeq and is a predicted model, not a curated record. The transcript is spliced from 13 exons. Lineage: Eukaryota; Metazoa; Chordata; Aves; Psittaciformes; Psittacidae. Bases 150 to 1982 code for a protein of 610 amino acids. Gene Ontology annotation, biological process: neuron maturation; regulation of RNA splicing; mRNA processing.